Quercus robur (English oak) is the source of this 504-nucleotide messenger RNA. Its product is annotated as TMV resistance protein N-like. The transcript has a single exon. Bases 1 to 504 code for a protein of 167 amino acids. NCBI's taxonomy places the organism in Eukaryota, Viridiplantae, Streptophyta, Magnoliopsida, Fagales, Fagaceae. The record is from RefSeq and is a predicted model, not a curated record. Gene Ontology annotation, biological process: signal transduction.
AUGGCUCUUAUAAACGACGGAAGCACCUUUUCGUUGCGUACCGGUAAAUGGGUUUUCGAGGUCUUCCUUAAUUUCAGAGGCGAGGACACCCGCCACAGUUUUUUGCGUCUUCUAUAUGAGGCUUUGGUUGAGAAAAAAAUCUCCACGUUCAGAGAUGAUAAAGUACUUGAGAGAGGAAAACCCAUUCCAUCAGAACUCUUGAAAGCAAUUGAAGAGUCAAGGUUUUCAGUCGUCAUUUUUUCAAAAAACUAUGCAACCUCCAGUUGGUGCUUGGAUGAACUUGCAAAGAUUGUCGAAUGCCGCCAGAAAAUGAAGGGGCAUACAAUAUUUCCAGUUUUCUAUGAUGUUGAACCAACUGAGGUACGGAAGCAGAAAGGGAGUUUUGGUGAAGCAUUCGCAAAGCAUGAAGAAGUCCUUAAGGAGAAUUUGGAGAAGGUGAAAAGAUGGAGGGAUGCUUUAACAGAAGUCGCCAAUAUCAGUGGUUGGGUUAUACCCAAGGGGUAA